AGAAAACCUCAUGACGGUUUCACGAGACCACCGCAUCGGAUACCGUCUGGAGCUACAGUCCGCUGCUUAAAGUUAACUCCUAGAAUAAAAGCAAAGAUCAGUCAACAUGCGUGAGUGUAUAUCCAUCCACGUGGGCCAGGCAGGUGUGCAGAUGGGCAACACCUGCUGGGAGUUGUACUGUCUGGAGCAUGGGAUUCAGCCUGAUGGUCAAAUGCCCAGUCACACCCCCGUGGGCGCUCAUGAUGACUCCUUCACCACCUUUUUCAGCGAGACAGGUGCUGGGAAAUAUGUUCCACGCGCCAUCUUCGUCGACCUCGAGCCAUCAGUCAUUGAUGAGGUUCGCACAGGGCCUUAUCGUCAGCUCUUCCACCCAGAGCAGCUGAUCUCUGGCAAAGAAGACGCCGCCAACAACUACGCCCGAGGACACUACACCAUUGGGAAGGAGGUCAUCGACUCAGUCUUGGACCGUGUUCGCAAACUGACUGACCAGUGCACUGGUCUCCAAGGCUUUCUGGUGUUCCACAGCUUUGGUGGAGGUACUGGUUCUGGCUUCACCUCCCUGUUGAUGGAGCGCCUCUCUGUCGACUAUGGCAAGAAGUCCAAGCUGGAGUUUGCCAUCUACCCAGCUCCCCAAGUGUCCACAGCAGUGGUAGAGCCCUACAACUCCAUCCUGACCACCCACACCACCUUGGAGCACUCAGACUGUGCCUUCAUGGUGGACAACGAAGCCAUCUAUGAUAUCUGUCGCAAGAAUUUGGACAUUGAGCGUCCGUCCUAUACCAACCUCAACAGACUUAUCAGCCAAAUAGUGUCCUCCAUCACUGCUUCUCUGAGAUUUGAUGGGGCUCUGAAUGUGGAUCUGACAGAGUUCCAGACCAACUUGGUGCCCUACCCCCGCAUUCACUUCCCUCUGGCCACAUAUGCUCCUGUGAUCUCUGCUGAGAAGGCCUACCAUGAACAGCUGUCUGUUGCAGACAUCACCAAUGCCUGCUUUGAGCCCUCCAAUCAGAUGGUGAAGUGUGACCCUCGUCAUGGUAAAUACAUGGCCUGCUGUCUCCUCUACCGCGGAGAUGUUGUACCUAAAGAUGUCAACGUAGCGAUUGCUGCCAUCAAGACCAAGAGGAGCAUCCAGUUUGUGGACUGGUGUCCCACUGGUUUUAAGGUUGGCAUCAACUACCAGCCUCCCACUGUGGUUCCUGGAGGAGACCUGGCUAAGGUUCAGAGGGCCGUGUGCAUGCUGAGCAACACCACGGCCAUCGCCGAGGCCUGGGCUCGCCUGGACCACAAGUUUGACCUGAUGUACGCCAAGAGAGCCUUUGUGCACUGGUAUGUGGGAGAGGGCAUGGAGGAGGGAGAGUUCUCAGAGGCCAGAGAGGACAUGGCAGCCCUGGAGAAGGACUAUGAAGAGGUGGGAAUCGACUCUUUUGAGGAAGACGAGGAGUUUGAAGAAUAUUAGCAUUGCUCAUAAACUGUACUUCCUCAGAACUCUAAAAUAAAAUGUAAACUGCUAUUUGUAAUGAUAAAAAUAAAGUAGCCAUAAAAAAAAACUAUAGGUCUGUUUCAGUUAUUGAAACCUACAGUUCAGCAUUGUGAUUUAUUUUCCUGAAAUAUAGAUUAAAAUCAGUGCAAAGAAA
Molecule: messenger RNA, 1634 nt
Organism: Electrophorus electricus (electric eel)
Lineage: Eukaryota; Metazoa; Chordata; Actinopteri; Gymnotiformes; Gymnotidae
Product: tubulin alpha chain-like
Biological process (GO): microtubule-based process
Cellular component (GO): microtubule
Molecular function (GO): structural constituent of cytoskeleton; GTP binding
Source: RefSeq, a predicted model, not a curated record